This is a messenger RNA of Clonostachys rhizophaga, 228 nucleotides long. Lineage: Eukaryota; Fungi; Ascomycota; Sordariomycetes; Hypocreales; Bionectriaceae. The record is from the annotation of a GenBank genome assembly.
AUGGCUUCAAGCAUGUCUUUAUCCGUCUCAAACUUGCGCUCGGGGAUCUUCAAAGCAGCCUCGAACACUCUUCCUUCAAAACGGCAAGGUAGCAAGGCUAACAACGCCACAAGCCUCCCGAAUAUGACAGCCCCCAAGGACUCGAACAAGCCAGACUUCCAAGAAGGCCAUGUCGCCGACAAGCUGGUCAGCUCCAACGCUAUCUUGGAAAUCGUCAGCUCCAGCUGA